Messenger RNA from Hydra vulgaris (swiftwater hydra), 1215 nucleotides. RefSeq names its product zinc finger BED domain-containing protein 4-like. The record is from RefSeq and is a predicted model, not a curated record. Lineage: Eukaryota; Metazoa; Cnidaria; Hydrozoa; Anthoathecata; Hydridae. Gene Ontology annotation, molecular function: protein dimerization activity.
AUGGUCAAAGGCAUAAAGUUGUCGAGAAUGAAAGCUCAAGCUGAACGUGAUAUACUUAUUGAAUUAGAAAGUGAGGUUAAUGAAGAGCAGAUAACAGAUCUGGAAGACGAUGAGAAUAUGACAAAUAGUGAAGAGUGGGAACAUGUUGACUUGAUAGUUGAUGUAAUAGAAAACGUAGCAUUUAGAAGAUUGGGAUGCAUUGCACAUGUUAUACAGCUAGUUGUAAAACUUGCAUAUGAUGGUAAAUAUCAUGGCUUACUUUUGAAGGUACGUGGAUUAGUGGGAAAAGUUCGCAAAUCUUCUGUUGCAUUGGAAAAAAUUAUCAACAAAUGUGGUAAGACUGUGAUCAGCGACUGUUCUACAAGAUGGAACAGCACUUACUUUAUGGUUCGGAGAUUUCUGGAAAUAAAGACAUCUAUCAACGAAGUGCUUGGAGACCUUAACAUUGAUUCACUUGCCAAUAGCAAAUGGAUAAUGCUUCAGGAUUUUGUCAGUCUUUUAGAACCUUUUGCCAAUGAAACUGAUAUUCUUCAGACGGAUGCACUUUCACUAUCCAGUGUUAUACCUUCAAUACUUAAUUUAGAAUGUCACCCUGCGCAAUUUGGAGAUGCCAAAGAUGUAGCAGUUAAAAUGCUUGAAGAUCUACGCCGUCGUUUUGCCGUUCUUUUGCAGCCAAACGAUCCUAAUUUUAAUCCACUGCCAUGUGCCGCAUGUCUACUUGACCCCACAUGUGCAAUAGCUCUUUUAGGUAAUGAGCAUACACAAAUCAGAGAGUGUGCAAAGAAAUACAUUUUGUCAGAGGCUAAAAAAUCGGUGCAACAUGAUUUACCUUUAGCAAGUGCAUCUACUCUCUCUGUUGAGAUUGCUCCAGAAAUAAAUGGAUUAACAAAAUGGAAAUUUUUAACGGCAAAACAGCGAGUAGAAAAAAUAAAGCUUAUUCCAGAUAAUGAAGCACAAAAUGAACUCAACAAAUAUUUUAUUGAAAUAAGGAACAGCUCUAUGUGCCAAAAUGCUUUAAAUUUCUGGAAGAUGAGACGUGCUGUUUACCCACAUAUUGCACCAUUAGCUGAAGACCUCAUUGCAGCUCCUGCAACUCAAGCAUAUGUUGAAAGACUUUUUUCUAUCUGUGGCUUGCUCACAAAUGGACGGAGAAAUCGAAUGUCAGCGUCAUUGGAAAUGCGAGUUUUCUUAAAACUAAAUUCUCAUCUAGUCUAG